Neoarius graeffei (lesser salmon catfish) is the source of this 1651-nucleotide messenger RNA. It is a transcript of the gene slc7a10b, whose product is annotated as solute carrier family 7 member 10b. The transcript is spliced from 11 exons. Lineage: Eukaryota; Metazoa; Chordata; Actinopteri; Siluriformes; Ariidae. Gene Ontology annotation, biological process: D-serine transmembrane transport; D-alanine transmembrane transport; amino acid transmembrane transport. Gene Ontology annotation, molecular function: neutral L-amino acid transmembrane transporter activity; L-amino acid transmembrane transporter activity. The coding region runs from base 1 to 1575 and encodes 524 amino acids. The record is from RefSeq and is a predicted model, not a curated record. Gene Ontology annotation, cellular component: membrane.
AUGCAUGGAGCGGAGCGGCAGAGAAACACCAAGCACAAGGCCGAGGCUCAGCCGAGCACCAUGACAGGCGGAGAGGUAAAGUGCGAUCCGAUCCCAGAGCGAGUGACUCUCAAGAAAGAAAUCGGACUGCUGAGCGCCUGCACCAUCAUCAUAGGUAACAUCAUUGGCUCUGGAAUCUUCAUCUCUCCUAAAGGGGUCCUGGAGCACUCGGGUUCUGUUGGAUUGGCACUGGUGGUAUGGACAUUAGGAGGGGGUAUUGCUGCUCUUGGCUCUCUCUGUUAUGCUGAACUUGGGGUCACCAUCCCUAAGUCAGGGGGAGACUACUCGUAUGUUACAGAGAUUUUUGGAGGCCUUGUUGGGUUCUUGCUUUUAUGGAGUGCAGUACUGAUCAUGUACCCUACUACUCUGGCUGUAAUAGCCCUCACUUUCUCCAACUAUGUCCUACAGCCAGCCUUUCCCAACUGCGUUCCUCCUUAUAUGGCUACACGUAUGCUCUCUGCUGUCUGCAUAUUAUUUCUCACAUGGGUGAACUGCUUCAGUGUGCGUCUGGCCACACGCAUCCAGGAUAUCUUCACUGUCGGGAAGCUCCUGGCCCUGGGCCUCAUUAUAGUUGUGGGACUGCUUCAGAUCUACGAAGGCAAUUACAAGGGUCUUACACCACAAAUAGCAUUUGAAUUUUAUAAGACACCAUCAGUGGGGCAGAUUGCUCUGGCGUUCCUUCAGGCCUCCUUUGCCUUUAGUGGCUGGAACUUUCUCAAUUACGUCACGGAAGAGGUGGUGGAUCCCAGGAGGAACCUUCCACGUGCGAUUUACAUCUCCAUUCCACUGGUGACCUUUGUGUACACGCUCACGAAUAUCGCCUACUUCUCCUCCAUGUCCCCAGAUGAGCUGUUGUCCUCUAAUGCUGUGGCCGUAACAUUUGGAGAGAAGCUGCUUGGAAUGUUCUCCACAAUCAUUCCCAUCUCUGUGGCACUCUCCACAUUUGGCGGGAUCAAUGGCUAUCUCUUCACCUCAUCCAGACUUUGUUUCUCUGGUGCAAGAGAAGGACAUUUACCCAGCUUACUAGCGAUGAUUCACUUUAAGAGCUGCACCCCAAUUCCAGCCCUGCUUGUCUGUUGCACUGCCACAAUUGUAAUCAUGUGCAUUGGUGAAACACAUAACCUUAUAAACUAUGUGUCCUUCAUCAACUACCUCUCCUAUGGAGUCACUAUUGCUGGCUUGCUGUAUUACAGGUGGAAGAAGCCAAACCUGUACAGGCCUAUCAAGGUGAGUUUGUUGGUUCCGGUGUGUUACCUCCUGUUCUGGGUCCUUCUGCUGGGCUUCAGUCUGCACUCAGAACCUGUGGUCUGUGGAGUGGGACUGGUCAUCAUGCUCACUGGGGUACCUGUAUACUUUCUGGGAGUGCACUGGAGAGACAAGCCAAAGUGUAUCUAUAACUUCAUUGAAUGGGCCACGUAUCUGGGUCAGAGAGUGUUUUUUGUCGUUUUCCCCCAAGUUGACCCCACUGAAGAAAUAACACCAAGAGAAUGGACGGACAAGUCUUCUGCCGUGAGCAAGACCUCUGGACCUGUUUGAUAUAUUAUAUUUUUGUUUGUUUAUUACAUUAAUUGUAUUAUGUUUUUGUUAAACGUUAGUUGCCCUCUUAUUUUAA